ACGACAGACUCAGGCAUCUAACUCUUCUGCCACCAUCUCUGUUUCGUCUUCAGUUAUAUCAGGCUUACCAGAGGAACUGGGAAUGCUGCUGCUGCUGUUCCUUUUCCUCCAGCCAGCCGGGAAGCAGCGCUCUCCUCCCGCAGACCGCCAGGCUGUCCCGACUGCCCAGGCUGGCAGGCAGUGGCGACGGCAAAGGACCCGACUCGCGGACCGCUAAAGUGGAAAACACCGAAGAAACCUCUGAAACUUGGACAUAAACCACGAAUGUUUAAGUUUGGAUUUCCCAAACGGACCAGGAACGUCGCAGACAGCUCGGUGUUGGCUGGAAGUUUCCGAGUCGAACGGAACGCAGCCGGGAUGUGGUGACGAGACUCCACCGGGAAGCUAACGCUAGCCGGGAGACAAACACUACAUCGGUUUCUUAGAUCUCAGGAGAUCUACUUCGGGAUUUAUUGUUUUAGAAAUCAAAUAGUGCGUUUUGUGUCGCACAUUCUAUAAUGUUAUGUACUUUUAUAUGAGAUUUAGCUCAAAAGUUACUAAAUUAAAUUGGCGAGCGUUAGCUACCUAGCAGGCUAGUAGCUGCCGACUUUAAGCUGACUUCAAGCCAAAGAUUUCUGUUUCAAAUUAACUAGCUAGGCUGCAACAGUUUCCACGUCAGCUGACUCCAUCAGCACCCGUGGGUCAGUUAAGAAAUGCUACUUUUAUCGAGUUUUGCUUCAUAUUUUACGGUGGCCGUUAGUCUUGUGACGCAAAGAUAAACACUUGACUUCCAAAUUCAGGUAUGCGAUCUUCGAAUCACCAGCUCUCUUAUCAGCUAGCAUGCUAACGCCAAGUUAGCCGGCCAAACUUGGGAAUACUACCCCCUGCUCACUUUGUGGGUUUGAGGCCUUAAGGAAAUCAUCCUGUUUUUUCUUCCCAGAAGACCCCAUUUCAGCCUUAAUCUUGGUGUCUGAACGGGAUUUACAUGUUUUAAAUGACUGGAUGUUUCAGAAGUCUCUGAAGGCUGUUGGAUUUGUUUAACUUCAUUUACAAAACGUGGAUUUUAAAGAGUUUGGAUUAACGCUAAACUGCAAAGAUGAUGUGCGAGGUGAUGCCCACAAUCAGCGAGGCCGAAGGGCCUGGUGGGGGGAACGGUUCUGGGCGCCGAGGCUCCGGCUCUCCUCUGCAGUCAGACUCUGAAGGGCACUUUGAGUCGUUGAUGGUUUCCAUGUUAGAGGAGCGGGAUCGCCUUCUGGACACGCUGAGGGAGACUCAGGAGAAUCUGGGCCUGACCCAGAGCAAACUGCAUGAAGUUAGCCAUGAAAGAGACUCGCUGCAGCGGCAGCUGAACACUGCCUUACCUCAGGAGUUUGCCGCCCUAACAAAGGAGGUGAACAUGUGCCGGGAGCAGCUUCUGGAGAAAGAGGAGGAGAUUGCGGAGCUGAAGGCAGAGAGGAACAACACCCGGCUCUUGCUGGAACAUCUGGAGUGCCUGGUGUCUCGCCACGAGCGUAGUCUGAGGAUGACCGUGGUGAAGAGGCAGGCUCAGUCUCCAGCCGGCGUCUCCAGUGAAGUGGAAGUCCUCAAAGCUCUGAAGUCCCUUUUUGAACACCACAAAGCCCUCGACGAGAAGGUGAGAGAGCGACUUCGUGUUGCUUUGGAACGAUGCAGCGCUCUGGAGGAACAGCUCACCAUCUCACACAAGGAACUGGCGUUCCUCAGGGAGCAGACCAGUCUGAAGCGAGGUCUGGCCGACGGAACCAGCGAGGUCAACCACAACUCUGAAAACACGCUCAGCACCAACGGCAAGCGCUCCUCAGAUGGCUCGCUGAAUCAGGAAGAGGAAUCUGGGCCCGGGUUUGGGAAAGUCGGCGAGCUCCAGGAGGUGGUGGACCGACAGACUGCUGAUCUGGGUCAGAUGAAGGAGCGCGUGGCUGCUAUGGUCUCACGGAUCAGCGAGCUGGAGGAGGACCUGGACACGGCCCGGAAGGACCUCAUAAAGUCUGAAGACAUGAACACGAGGCUGCAGAGGGACCUCAGAGAGUCGAUGGCUCAGAAGGAGGACAUGGAGGAGAGGAUCACCACCCUGGAGAAGCGCUACCUGGCUGCUCAGAGGGAGGCCACCUCAGUCCACGACCUCAACGACAAGCUGGAGAACGAAGUGGCCAAUAAGGAGUCCCUCUUCAGACAGUCUGAGGAAAGAAGCCGGCAGCUCCAGGAGAAGCUGGAGGUGGCCGAGCAGAAGCUGCAGCAGACCAUCCGUAAAGCAGAAACUCUUCCUGAGGUGGAAGCAGAGUUAGCCCAGAGGGUCGCCGCCCUCACAAAGGCCGAAGAACGCCACGGUAACGUGGAGGAGAGUCUGAGGCAGCUCGAGGCUCAGCUGGAGGAGAAGAACCAGGAACUGCUCAGAGCUCGGCAGAGAGAGAAGAUGAACGAGGAGCACAACCGGCGUCUGUCUGAGACCGUGGACAAGCUCCUGUCCGAGUCCAACGAGAGACUUCAGCUCCACCUGAAAGAGCGGAUGUCCGCCCUGGAGGACAAGAACACCCUGAUAAGAGAACUGGAACACACCAAGAAGCUGAUAGAAGAGUCUCACCAUGAGAAGGAGCAGCUCCUGAUUCAGAUUGAGACGAUGAGGACAGAGAGCGAGCAGGGCAGGAGCAGGACCGACUCCUUACUGCACAGUCGCUCUCCGCUGGGCAGCACUCCAGAUUUCAGAUAUCCGGUGUCUGCUUCCUCCAUGAUGGACAGCAACUCAGACUACGGUGGCGGCGCUCUUGUCCUGAGGCGACCUCAGAAAGGACGGGUGGCGGCACUACGGGACGAGCCGUCUAAGGUGCAGACUCUGAAUGAACAGGAGUGGGAGCGCAUGCAGCAGGCUAACGUGCUAGCUAACGUAGCCCAGGCCUUUGAGAGCGACAUGGACGUCUCGGACCUGGAGGAGGACCGGGAGACGAUCUUCAACUCGGUGGACCUGCUGUCCCCUGCUGGUCAGGCUGACGCACAAACACUCGCCCUGAUGCUGCAGGAGCAACUGGACGCCAUCAACAAUGAAAUCAGGAUGAUCCAGGAGGAGAAGGAGAGCACCGCCAUCCGGGCAGAAGCGAUCGAGUGCAGAGUGGGCAGCAACGACGGUCUGGGGGGGCGGUUCCGCUCUCUGAGCUCCAUCCCUCCGUCUCUGUGUGCUGGCUCUUCGUUGGGGGGUUCACCACCCAGCUCGGGCACCUCCACCCCCAGACGCAUCCCCCGCAGCCCCAACAGAGAGCUGGAUCGGAUGGGGGUCAUGACCUUGCCUAGCGACCUGCGCAAGCAUCGCAGGAAGUCUGCUCAGGAUGACAAGGCCACUAUCAGGUGUGAGACGUCCCCCCCCACCACGCCGCGUUCCAUGCGCCUUAACAGGGAGGUGGGGCAUGCUGCCAGCCAUGAAGACAUUCGAGGUUUGGGAGGCCUGCAGGACGGUCAGGGCAGUAACCCCAGCAGCAGCAACAGCAGCCAGGACUCUCUCAACAAAGCAGCCAAGAAGAAGAGCAUCAAGUCUUCCAUCGGACGCCUGUUUGGGAAGAAAGAGAAGGGCCGACCCAGCGUACCAGGCAAGGAUUCGCCCAGCCAAGCUGGCACGCCAGAGGCAGAAAGCUCCCCAAAGGAUGGACUGGGAAUGGGAACACUCGGAGGUCCUUCAGAGAAGAACCGGAAGCUGCAGAAGAAACACGAGUUACUGGAAGAAGCUCGAAGGCAGGGCGUCCCGUUCGCUCAGUGGGACGGCCCGACCGUCGUGGCCUGGUUGGAGCUGUGGGUCGGCAUGCCGGCCUGGUACGUGGCCGCGUGUCGAGCCAACGUGAAGAGCGGAGCCAUCAUGUCGGCGCUGUCCGACACGGAGAUCCAACGAGAAAUCGGAAUCAGCAACCCAUUACAUCGUCUGAAACUCCGCCUGGCCAUCCAGGAAAUCAUGUCCCUCACCAGCCCCUCAGCCCCGCCCACAUCCCGAACGACCACAGGAAACGUUUGGGUCACACAUGAAGAGAUGGAGAGUUUGGCAGCAACGCCUCCGACGGAGGAUGAGGAGGGCAGCUGGGCCCAGACGCUGGCGUAUGGAGACAUGAACCAUGAGUGGAUCGGUAACGAGUGGCUGCCCAGUCUGGGUUUGCCCCAGUACCGGUCCUACUUCAUGGAGUCCCUGGUGGACGCCCGGAUGCUGGAUCACCUGACCAAGAAGGACCUAAGAGGUCAGCUGAAGAUGGUGGACAGCUUCCACAGGAACAGUUUCCAGUGUGGUGUCAUGUGUCUGAGGAGGCUGAACUACGACCGGAAGGAGCUGGAAAGCAGGAGAGAGGAGUCCCAGCUGGAACUCAGAGAUGUGAUGGUGUGGUCCAACGAGCGUGUGAUCAACUGGAUUCAGAGCAUCGGCCUCAAAGAGUUCAGCAGCAACCUUUAUGAGAGCGGCGUUCACGGGGCGUUGCUGUCCCUGGACGAAAGCUUCGAUCACAACACGCUGGCUCUGCUCCUGCAGAUCCCCACUCAGAACACGCAGGCCCGAGCAACUCUGGAGCGGGAGUACACCGGUCUACUGGCCAUCGGCACAGACAGGAAGGUGGAAGAGGAUGACGAUAAGAACUUCCGCCGUGCUCCAUCGUGGAGGAAGAAGUUCAGACCCAAAGACAUGAGAGGGGUGUCGCUGGGUGUGUCAGACACCCUUCCUGCCAACUUCCGAGUGACGAGUAGCAGCGCGGCGUCUCCCUCAAUGCAGCCAAAGAGGAGCCCGAUGGACGGAGGUCAGUCUAUACAGAGGCUGGACACGGCCACAGUCAGGACCUACUCUUGUUAACACGCAACGUUUAUCCUCAUUAUUUCUAUAGGUAGCCGCUGGUCAGAGGACGAUGGGGAAUUCCCUGCAUUCAAAACCAGGAUGAUGAACUGAAAUGACUCUAAAAGGCUCGGCGCCCACAGACAAGUUUCUGCGUUCUAAGAUAUUUACGUCACCCAACGGGACUCUUAAUUGAUUUCUAGAACGAUGAUGUAAUCUCUUUUGGCCUCUGUAAUCAGCCCUUUUUAAAACCCAUCCUCCUCAGAUUUGUGUAACAAAGUUUCUGCUGUCUGGAGUUUGUAUAUUUCUACCAACAGACGUUUUAUCUAAUCUUUUUUAUAAUCCUGAUUCUAUUGACCAGAUGUAUGUUUUCUUUCCUCUAAUUAUCAAAUGUAUUAAGUGACUUUAAAAUGAGAUAUAACUUAAUUCAUAUCCUUUAACCCGUUUGUAAUUUUGUAGUUUAUUGCCUGUGACGUUAUGUAAAUGCAGCUCUUAGAUGAAUAUCGGACACGCUGCUGGCCGCCGCUUCCACCAACACUGUGAGUGAGUCACCCGUCGCCUUCAACUGCUGGCAAGCCUGGUGACGACGACCACGAUCAGGUGCAACGGAGGCUUUAUCUUUUCCAUAUCAGUGAUACCAAAACCAGUCUCCCGAAGUUGAGAGUUGAAGCCAUAAAGCCGAAGCAGUAAGAGAAGAUCCGAUGGAAGUGAGUCAGACCUGCAUGAUAGAGACGCUCCACCCAUCUCCUGCUCAAACGCCCUUUAAGGAACCUUCCUCACCUCUGGAGAACCCCACAGACGGAGUCAGGAGAACGUCUGCGGUGUGGAGAAUCCUGGAAACGGACCAACUUCACCGAUGCCUCGUUGGGUUCCUGCUGUGAUCACUAGAGAACCUCCACCCACACGCCCGUUUAUAAAACACUUUCUACUAAGAUUUUAUAUGGAGCCUUAUUCUUUAACUCCUUUCUUGUCUUUUCCUAUUUAUUAUCACUCAUCCAUGUUGUGUGUCGUUAGUUCUCCUCCACCUCCAACUCUGGUUCCUACGUUGGUCUCCAUGACGAUGGAGAAGAACCGAAGCUUUUCCUUCUGUGUAGCUGAUGUAGAAAUGUUUUUAGUUUUUUUUUUUUUUGGUGAUUUUAGUCAUUUAUGCACAAAGUAAAUCAUGUUGCUGUUUUUAUUCCUGCUUCUCCUGUUGAGUCUUCUGAUCUUGUAACAAUGAUGUACAGUCUGAGUACUUAUAAACUAUUUUUAUCACAGUAUUAUUUAUUGCUUACUUUCAAUAAAAUACUGAAACUUAUUUUCCACUGCA
Messenger RNA from Nothobranchius furzeri (turquoise killifish), 6089 nucleotides. It is a transcript of the gene ppfia1, whose product is annotated as PTPRF interacting protein alpha 1. Gene Ontology annotation, molecular function: protein binding. NCBI's taxonomy places the organism in Eukaryota, Metazoa, Chordata, Actinopteri, Cyprinodontiformes, Nothobranchiidae. Gene Ontology annotation, cellular component: presynaptic active zone. Gene Ontology annotation, biological process: synapse organization. The record is from RefSeq and is a predicted model, not a curated record.